CUCUUUCGCCUGCCAAAGCACCGCCUCCACCUCCCAGUGACGGGGAAACAGCGGCUGGGGCUUUCCCACAGCCAAGUCUACGGAGGAGAGGUCUUUCCCGUCCCUGUCCAAGGAGAAGGAGAAGGAGAAAGAGGAACUCCAGCAUGGAAGCCAUGUCUUGCAACAACUCAGAUGAACCCCCUACUUCCGCUAUUUUCUUGGACACCUGCCACUUCUCUCAGGUCAUCUUUACAAACGUGGAAAAAUUCUACGUCCCUGGAGGAGACAUAACUUGUCAUUAUAACCUUUCUCAGCAGAUCAUGCCACGCAACAAAGACUGGGUGGGCAUAUUCAGGGUGGGAUGGAAGACGACUCGCGAAUAUUACACUUUCAUGUGGGCACCUUUACCAAGCAAUGCCAACAGCAGUGAUGCUGAACUUCAACAGGUGCUUUUCAAAGCUUACUACUUGCCAAAGGAUGAUGAAUAUUACCAGUUUUGUUACGUUGACCAGGAUGGACAAGUCCGUGGGGCCAGCGUCCCUUUUCAGUUCCGUGCAGAGGCUGAGGAUGACAUGUUGGUGGUGACUACACAGGGAGAAGUAGAGGAGAUUGAGCAACAAAAUACAACCUUGCUUCAGGAAAACCAGAAUCUGAAAGAGAAACAAGCAAGCCUCCAAGAACAGAAUGAGGAUUUGCAGAAGAAACUCAGAGUUGCAGAGGGCGAAAUGAAGGAGACUAUGCAACAAAAUACAGCCUUGCUUCAAGAAAACCAGAAAUUGAAAGAGGAACAAAUUAGCCUCCAGAAGCAGAAUGAGGAUUUGCAGAAAAAAGUCACGGUUGCAGAGGAGGAGAAAAAGGAAUUUGAGGAAAAAGUCCGUCUGCUGCAGACUGGGACGAUGGAGCUUCAGAGAGCUCAGGACCGACAGGCUUUAGAGAUAACCUCUGCUCAAACUGAACUUGCUGCUGCCAUGGAAAAUAAUAUCAAACUGCAGAAGGAAAAGGAGGUUCUUGAAAAAAGUUUGGAUAACUUAAGGCUCAAUAAUGAGAAAGUCAAUGAAGAAGUCAGUCGUCUAAAAAAGCAGGUUACUCUUCUGGAAACACAGAGCAAUUCUGCAGAGACAGCACUGUGCCAGGUCAAAGAAGAGAGAGAAAAUAUAUUGAUUGAACAUGAACAGCUGCAAAAGAAGCUUAAAACCACCCUGAGUCAUAUCGAUCAGCUUCAGUCAAAGCUGCAGAGUCAACAGAAAGAAGCGGGAGAUCUGCAGCGUGUAGUUCAAGACAAAUCCAGGCACCUGGAACAACUGAAGGAAGAGAGUCGUACAUUAAAUGCAGCUUUGCUCAGACAACAAAAUUUGGAGGAGGAACUGAAAGAGAAAACACUGCUGUUUCAGACUCUGCAGAAGGAAAUCAAUGAAAAGGAAAAAGAGAAUCAGUGUUUAAGAAGGGAAAAUGAAGGACUGAUGGUACACCUUCCAGAAAUGAUAGAUCAUCCACCAGCUGGGCUCUUAACUCAGUCAGCAGAACAUUCAGGUCUUUUAUUUGGGAAUCCAUAUUCUGCCCCAGAGAUUCCUGAAACAGAUUUGGUCUCUGUGAAAAAAUGUCCUAUGUGCAGCAAAGUUUUCCUUGAUGAUGUUGAAGAGCAGGAGUACGUGGAUCAUGUACAGAGCCACAUCCUGGAAUGUUCGACUUGCCAUGAGUCUUUUGACAAUAAGCAAGUUUAUGAUGACCAUGUCUACUGUCAUACGUUAGAUGUAACACCUCCUUAAACAUUAAACUGUAAGGGAUUCUAUCUGGGUCUUUUUGCCCCUUACUUUUCUCGUUGUGUGAUCUGGAAGUGACUGACAUGGAAUGGGUUUUGUAAGAUGAAGGGUUUGCUGCUGUUAAAUUUGAUUUGCCAUGAUUAUUGUAUUUAUAGCACUGACAAGUUCCUCUCUUGCACUAUACGACUUAGUCAAUUAAAUAUGCACUUUGCUUGCCUUGGGAAGAGAUACCUAUUGUUUAUCUUAUCACGUCUUUCAACCGGUUAAAUCUUGGUGCUGGUUAUUAUGAAAAGAGGUGGUAUUUCUCCCCUGUGCAUGUUGCUAAGGAUCCUGUCACAAUACAUUGUUGUAGCACUGUUAUUGCACUGCCAUGGCAUCAUCUUGUGGAAUUCUAGGGUUUAUAGUUCAGUGAGACACUAGAGCAGUGAUUCUCACCUGUGGGUCCCCAGAAAUAAUAAUAAUAAUAAUAAUAAUAAUAAUAAUAAUAAUAAUAAUAAUGUAUUGUCGAAGGCUUUCAUGGCUGGAAUCACUCAGUUCUUAUGGUUUUUUUAGGGCUAUAUGGCCAUGUUCUAGAGAAAUGCCUCUAGAACAUGGCCAUAUAGCCCGAAAAAACCCACAAGAACUGAAUAAUAAUAAUAAUAAUAAUAAUAAUAAUAAUAAUAAUAAUCUUUAUUUAUACCCCGCCACCAUCUCCCCAAUGGGGACUCGGAGUGGCUUACAUGGGGCCAAGCCCCAACAACAUAUUACAUCAAAAUAAAACCAAAACAUGAACAACAAGCAACAUCAAAAGGAAAAAAAUAUGAAUAAAAUAACAAAAUAACAUUACAAUAAACAAAAAACACAGUUGCAGUAACAGUGGGGGGCCAUGUGUACAGGAUAAAAAGUUAAAAACUCUAAUGAGAUGAAAAUAGGAGCAAGUUAUUUGCAGGGAGCUCAUAAAGACACAGGAUUGUGAAACUAAACUUCCCAUUUGGGGGGGAGGGGUGUACUCCAGUGACAGAAGCGUUGAGGGGAGCAAUAGUGUCCCAGUCACUUUACCAGCUGUUAGGAUUUCUGGGAGUUGAAGUCCAAAACAUCUGAGGACUCACAGGUUGAGAACCACUGCACUACAGUUUUCUGGCAGAUAAUUACAAAUGUCCCUCCAUACAUUGCAAACCCCAGGAUUCUGUACAAUGUUGAUUUGGCAGUUAAAUUCGGAAACAGUACUGUAACAGUGUCGUGUGAUAGGGCCCUAGUACUGAAUAGCCAUUCUUUUCCUCUUCUAUGUUUGUAACAGGCAGGGAUCUCUCCAUUGUAAGCUAUUUGUUCUGUAAUAUAGUGUGUCUAGUUGUGUAAAUAAUAGUCCCUGAAAACCUUCGUUUGCUUUGUUCAUGGUAAGAAAAGGCAUAAUCCUGAAACAAAAUGCAAGAGUGGUGGCAGCCCUACUGGCUCCUGGCUUCUUGCUGUUUUCUGUAUGGAUAUAAGAGGAAAGUCUGUGUUCCCACCUAUGUUAUAUCAUAUAUUCACCAUAAUGCGUAAAGUAGGAGGUCAGAAGAGGGGGAAAUGGAUUGUGUUUCACUUGCAGUCUAAGCCUUCUCCAGCCUUGCAGGGUAUUGGGCUUCAUAAUCUUGUGUUUUCUUCUUAUAGUCUAGUGCAGUGGUUCUCAAUCUGUGGGUUUUGUGUGUUUUGGCCUACAACUCCCAGAAAUCCCAACCUGUUUACCAGGUGUUAGGAUUUCUGGGAGUUGAAGGCCAAAACAUCUGAGGACCCACAGGUUGAGAACCACUGGUCUAGUACUUCUAGAGUACAGGUUUCAAACUCAUUUUCACUGAGGAUCACAUCAACCUUAUGGUUGCCUUCAAAAAGCCAUUUGCAAUUGUAACUCUGGCCCCUUCCACACUGCUGUGUAAAACCCUACAUUAUUUGCUUACAACUGGGAUAUAUGGUAGUGUGGACUCAGAUAUCCCAGUUCAAAGCAGAUAUUGUGGGAUUUUCCGCCUUGAUCAUCUGGGUUAUAAAUUUGUGUGGAAGGGCCACCAGUUGCCCUGGCACUGAAAGCCUUGCGGGCCACAUCCUUUAGAAUACAUGUCUAUCCUCCAGACAUGUAUUCUAGAGGAUAUGUGGUGAGGAUGGCUGAUCUUGGCAUAAUUUCAUGUCCAGAAUCACUCUAUGAUUGCAUAGAAGGAUGCUGUUUUCACCAGAAUUGCCUUUUGCCUUACUUAACAAAUAUUUUCCAAGAAGGCUGUUUAGCGAAGUGAAACACAAGUGGUUAUAAUGUGAGCAUUUCAUCAGUUCUAACCCUACUCUUAAGUUCACCGUAGCAAUGCAAAUAGCUGCAGAUUCCAUUUUCUCUGCACAUCUCUCACCCUCAGGUACGCAACUGGGGAAGAGGGUAGCAUUUCGCACUCCUUGGGGGAGAUACCUGCUUAAGGGCCCCCUCGGUUGUGGGACAAGUUCACCAGAAAGUGCUUCUGUGUACCUACUUGCUGAAAAGCAACAAGCAAAUAGCAGCAUGCUUUUUAACCCAGAUCAUAAUCUCAGGAUGAAAUUUGUAGUAAAUUAUUCCCUCAACAAACCAAAAAUAAAGGGACAUAAGGGCCCCUGGUGGCGCAGCAGGUUAAAGCACUGAGCUGCUGAAUUUGCUGAUCGAAAGGUCGGCAGUUCAAAUUGAAGGAGUGAGGUGAGCUCCCGCUGUUAGCUCCAGCUUGUGCCAACCUAGCAGUUCAAAAACAUGGAAAUGUGAGUAGAUCAAUAGGUACCGCUUCCAUGGGAAAGUAAUGGUGUUUCAUGCAGUCAUGCCGGCCACAUGACCUUGGAGGUGUCUACGGACAACGCCGGCUCUUCAGUUUAGAAAUGGAGAUGAGCACCACCCCUCAGAGUCAGAAACAAGUAGACUUCAUGUCAAGGUGAAAACUUUACCUUUAGGGAAUGACAGACAGACAUACUGAAGCAUAGUGAAUUCUAUUGUCAAAGGCUUUCAUGGCUGGAAUCACUGGGUUGUUUUUUCAGGCUAUAUGGCCAUGUUCUAGAGCAGUGAUUCUCAACCUGGGGUCCUCAGAUGUUUUUGGCCUUCAACUCCCAGAAAUCCUAACAGCUGGUAAAUUGGCUAGGAUUUCUGGGAGUUGUAGGCCAAAAACAUCUGGGGGCCCCAAGUUGAGAACCACUGUUCUAGAGGCAUUCUCUCCUGAUGUUUCGCCUGCAUCUAUGGCAAGCACCCUCAGAGGUUGUGAGGAUGCUUGCCAUAGAUGCAGGUGAAACUUCAGGAGAUAAUGCCUCUUGAACAUGGCCAUAUAGCCCAAAAAAACCUACAACAACCCAUAGUGAAUUCAGUUGGAGAUUUUUUUGGGGGGCGGGGAGAGAGAUUGUACUACUUAACAUUGCAUGUUAAGAUACUUCUCUUAAAAACAAAUUUACACAGAAGUCCUAGUGAUUUCGUGGGCCUUCUGAUGUAGCAUGUUUUAGGAAUUCCAUGUCAAAACAAUUCAGAGCCACUUUUCAAUGAGUUUCAUAUGGAAACAGAAGAGCAGGAAUGGGACUGAGCAAUCUAUCCUGCUACUUUUUAAGACGACAUUUGCCAUAUCGUAAUAGGUUGAAUUCUGUACCUGCCGUCCCACUUUUAGACAAUGCAAAGUAAUUCACUAAUAAAGUCACACCAUGGAAGGUGUGAGGCUCCAGGUGGUGUUAGACUUCUACUCUAAUUAUUCCUGGCCAUUUUAGUCAGUGGAGAGAGAUAAGAGGCACUGUCAUCAGCAUCUGGAAUGCCAUAUGUUCCCCUUUUAUGUGAGCUAACUGUUAGGGUUUGGAACUUUAAUAUCACAGAGUACAUGUCCAGAUAAGGCAUUGCCUUCCAUCUUGAGUUGCUUGCCCUUGUAUAUUUUUCCCAGACUGUGAGUUAACAGCAAGCUACUUAGAAGGGCCUCAUUUAAGCAGCUCAUGGAAUAUAAAGCUCAGGGCCUAGAACCAGUUCUGUUUUUUAAAAACCAAAACCAAAAAUACUCACCCGUCCUAUUGUAUUCACUGCCGCUAAAUGCUGAUCGGUAGCUCAGGAAUCAAUCACCUAACAAAUGAAUAUUUUAAUACACUGUGAGCUUUUAAUGCUGAGUUGGAAAUGGAAAGGCUAAAUCCAAAUGUUGAUUCAGUAAAUCUCCAUGAUGGUAAGAACUGAACAGGUUUCCCGUGUUUCUUGAAAAAUACUAUUCUUAAAUUGUUAUUUUGAUAUUGAUAGCACAUAUUCUUCUAUGCAAGACCAAAUGCUGUAAUGAUGGUCAACUACUUAUAUUUUGCUGUGUUCUAAUUACUGAUAAAUACCCAGUGCUGUCGGCAGAAGCAUUUAUUUUAACUAUAAUGGCAACUUAUUUUUAAUUAUAUUUAAUAUUACUUUUUGAAUAUGGUGUGUUAAAAUCUGCUACUCAUGAAAAUCUAAAAUUGUAUUGACUGACUUCCUAUGCUUUAAAUAAAUAGACUGAAGUAGUCCUCUUA
Anolis sagrei ordinatus is the source of this 6197-nucleotide messenger RNA. It is a transcript of the gene CALCOCO2, whose product is annotated as calcium binding and coiled-coil domain 2. Gene Ontology annotation, cellular component: autophagosome; PML body. Lineage: Eukaryota; Metazoa; Chordata; Lepidosauria; Squamata; Anolidae. The record is from RefSeq and is a predicted model, not a curated record. Gene Ontology annotation, biological process: positive regulation of autophagosome maturation; xenophagy.